Molecule: messenger RNA, 1525 nt
Organism: Solenopsis invicta (red fire ant)
Lineage: Eukaryota; Metazoa; Arthropoda; Insecta; Hymenoptera; Formicidae
Exons: 9
Coding region: 46-1245 (399 amino acids)
Biological process (GO): detection of chemical stimulus involved in sensory perception of smell; sensory perception of smell
Cellular component (GO): plasma membrane
Molecular function (GO): odorant binding; olfactory receptor activity
Source: RefSeq, a predicted model, not a curated record
ACCGAAUCAUUUCUUUGUGAAUUGCAUAUCAUUGCUUAUGAAGAAAUGAUUUGUACCGACUCUUUGAAUAUUAGUCUCAAUCGGUUUCUACUACUCAUAGUUGGUCUUUGGCCUUAUCAGCAAAAUAUAUUUGUUUGGCUUCAAUUAAUUUUACUUAUUGGUAUUUUGACGAGUUUUAUUCUAGUUCAGUUUACAGUAUUUCUGACUUCAAAAUGUACUCCGGUUUUGUUUAUCAAUGUUCUAUCUUCUGCAUUGUAUUAUAUACUAUAUGUAAUUAAAUACAUUUUUUUUAGUAUCAAUACUAAUAAUGCAAGAUGCUUAUUGGAGCAAAUGCAACUUAUCUAUAACGAGUUAACUGACGAGAAUGAAAUAAAUAUCUUAAAAAAGUACAGUAAUUAUACAAAAUAUGUUACAGUUGUAUUUUCAUUGUGUUUGAUGUGCAUCGCACCUGUUUCUAUUGUAUAUUUAUUUUGGCCUUACAUUUUUAAUAUUUUGUUCUCCACAAAUGGAACUCAAUCGUGUUCUUCAUUGCCAUUUAUAACCGAAUAUUUCGUCGAUCAACAAAAAUACUCCUGUUUGAUAUCGUUCCAUGCGAACGCGGCUACUUGUAUAGGAGCUAUUGCAGUACUUGCAAUAGGAUCAAUAUUUUUAGUUUAUAUAUAUCAUGCAUGUGGAAUGUUUUGUAUCGCCAGAAUCACUUGCAGUUAUCGUAUCAAAAGUGCAAUGCCAUACGAAACAUUACGAAAGAACAGCUUAGAAUAUGAAAAUUUAAUUUAUAAUAGAUUAAUUUAUGCCGUGGAUAUGCAUCGCAAAGCCAUGAAAUUUUGUAACAUGAUAAUAUCGAGAUUUCAAGUUAUGUUCUGCUGUAUGAUAGUAAUCGGAGUGAUUAGCGCAAGUCUUAAUAUGUUUCAGAUUUUCCAGAUGAUAUCACAUGAAUAUGAUAUUGUGGAACUCAUGUUGCAUUCAUUCUUUGUCAACGUCCAUUUCCUUUACUUAAUCUUAGGCAACUAUUUUGCACAAGAAAUUAUUGAUCAUAAUAAUUGUGUGUUUGUCACCGCGUACAACGUUCAAUGGUAUGUGGCCCCGUUGCAAAUACAAAAAAUGAUAUUGUUUCUUUUACAAAGAGGUAAUAAGACAUUCAAUUUGACUAUUGCUGGAUUGUUUGUGGGAUCGUUAGAAGGUGCUGCUACGUUGUUCAGUUCCAUAAUAUCAUAUUUCACUGUUCUUUAUUCUACACGGAAUUGACGUAAAACAAGUUAAACCAUAAAUAUAGUGAAAUACUGAUAGUAAAGAAGUUAGAUACCAAGAUGCCGUAAUCUAAAAAACAACCACUCAGUAGUAAAUCAAACAUUUUUGUGAAAUUCUAAGAACUCCUAAAUCAAUAUAAGGAAAUACAAAAAUGUUUAAAACAAUCUUAACAGUAAGUCAUCGAUAAAAAAUUAAUAACCGAUAAAUACGUAAGAUUGAACGAUUACUGUUUCUUUAAUGGUCCAAAUGAUGAAACAAAUGCAUCACGUAACAAAUA